This is a messenger RNA of Closterium sp. Naga37s-1, 669 nucleotides long. The record is from the annotation of a GenBank genome assembly. Lineage: Eukaryota; Viridiplantae; Streptophyta; Zygnematophyceae; Desmidiales; Closteriaceae.
AUGAUUGUGGCGGCUACCGCGGGUUCAAGGGCACCUGUUGGUACAGCAAGAAGUCGGGUCACACUUGGGCGAAGUGCUGGAAGCGGCCCAAGUGGUGGACUCCUGGAUGGGGAGUGUGCUAUAGCGGCUGAAACGAUUAAGGAGCUCAAGGUGACAGUGGAGAUAUUGGUGCAGCAGUUGCAGCAGGUCAACAUCCGACUUGCAGCAGCUGAAAAGAGAAAUGUGUUCGUUGCUGAUGAGAAAAACGGUGCAGAUGUCAAGGGGAGCAUAGUUGAGGCUGCUGCUGAAGACGAGGAGAAAGCAGUUCCCAAGAGUGACACUCGUGAGGAGCAGAAACACAAGGCCAUGGUGCAGCUGAAGGGUGCUGCCAAAAAGGAGAAAUCUUUGGUGCUGAAUGUGGGAGGUUAUGCAGCUGAUGAGGCGAAGGAGAUUGGUGAACCCAAGGUGAUGCUCAGUCUAAAGGAAGCUGAGAUUGUGGGGGAGCAGACGAGUGCUUUCCUCAAAUCUGGAGUUGGGAUUAGCUAUGCAGCGGCAUUGCUGAAAGGCGAAAGGAAAGAGUUAUUCAAGAAGGGGGAGCAGUUGGGCAAGGGUGCCAACCCUCCUAUGCGAAUGACUGAAGCAGUGAAGCGGGUUGUCAAGUCCACUGAUGUCGGGGGUGGAUUAGAAUAG